Molecule: messenger RNA, 975 nt
Organism: Echinops telfairi (small Madagascar hedgehog)
Lineage: Eukaryota; Metazoa; Chordata; Mammalia; Afrosoricida; Tenrecidae
Gene: MUC13
Product: mucin 13, cell surface associated
Exons: 9
Coding region: 1-975 (324 amino acids)
Source: RefSeq, a predicted model, not a curated record
AUGUCCCCUCCCUGGAUGACAGCACUACAGUGGACAGCACUGAGGAUGCAGUUCAGGGAGAGCCGCCAGUCUGACCUGCACACGGGGCAAACCAAGAGCUACAACCACAACUCCAAUCUCAGCUGCGACCACUGCUCCAAACGCAGCAACAACCGCUGCUCCGAACGCAACUACAGACCCAGCAACAAACACAACCGGAGCUCCCAUUGCAACUGCAAACGCAACGACCCCUUCAGAAACUCGACCAUCUACGAGCUCCCCUGGAGCAGGGACAGGUACUACUAUAAGGAGUCCAAGUGUCAGGAAGUAAACAUUUUGAUAAAAACUACGAAUCGGACUGAGACGAAUGUGUCUGACAUCAUUGAGCAAGGAGUGAACAAUAGUAAAGGUGCCAUUGAAGGAUACGAUACGCAGUCUCGGUGUGACUUUUAUGGCUGUAAAAAAGACCGUGGAGAUGACUGCGACAGCGGGGUACAAUGUGAAUGCAAAGAUGGGUUCCAAAGACCCAACCCUCAGAUGGCGUUCUGUAUUGCUCUCGACUGUCCCAACUGCAACCGGGAGGACAAGAAGCAGUGUUUGCUGAGGGCAGACGGCGGGGGCUCGGAGUGUGUGUGUCUGGCGGGCUAUCAGUCGAUGGACGAUGGGAAAUGUGUCGAGUGCCCGUUUGGCUACAGUGGAGUCAACUGUACAGAUCAAUUCCAGCUGAUCCUCACCAUCGUGGGCAGCAUUGCUGGCAUCAUCAUCCUCGGCAUGGUGAUCGCCUUCAUCGUCACAAGAGUAAAGAACAAAAGGAAGGAUGAUGAAGAAGAGAACUUGAUUGAGAAAGACUCUCCACGUUUAAAACUGCAGCAGACAGAAUUUACCAACUUCGGAGCCAACGAGAGCGGGACCAUCUUCCCCAAAAUCAAGACUGUGUCCAAUCAGCCCCAAAAUCCCUACGUGAGCCACGGAGGGAUGCCCCGCCCUGACUACUAG